This is a messenger RNA of Acanthoscelides obtectus, 3036 nucleotides long. The record is from the annotation of a GenBank genome assembly. Lineage: Eukaryota; Metazoa; Arthropoda; Insecta; Coleoptera; Chrysomelidae.
CAGGUAUAUCUUUGCUGUCGCAAUGCAGUGAGCUGGGUCAACUGCCAGAACUGCCCGCCCCAGAUGAGCAACGGCUGCAAGAGGCGGCUGAACUCCUACAACAGCGCCUCGUCCUCAGACAGUGGCUCACAAAGAACCAACUGCAGUCUUACCAUCCUCGGCUGCUCUCAUUGGGCGUGGGCAGUUUGGAGGACGUGUACUGGCUGGAGGACGGCAGGGCAAGGCGGGCAUUCGGGGGGGACUUUUCCAAAUGGUCGGCGGCUAGACAGGCGCUGCCCACUUCCAAACAACCCUUGGAUCAGCUGAAGGCAGACCUCUGGGCGGAGGUGGUCAAAGGCAGCAGUCAUAGGGACGCUUGGACAUGGGGAGGCAUGUUGGUGGUAUCGCUGUCUGUAGCCGGGUUGGUCACUUUGGCCGCCAUGACUCAACCCUCCCUCGCCCCAGAAGCCAAACAUUCCCUUUUGCAGUACGUCACUGGAAAAUAUCUCUUACCCUCAAACUGUAAGGUAAAUUUCCAAUGGUCCGAUCUCCAUCCCGUAGGCCAAAUGGUCUGUUUCACAGUGCAAUUCUACCAGCGAAAUGGCCAGCCUUAUCCAAUCUGUGAUACUGAUAAUUUUACUGUUGAUGUAUGUGGCGGAUCCAGAAAGUUAGCUGUUAUUACGGAACUCGGCUCUCCGACGGAUCCCGCCUGUGCUAAUGUUGCUAAGGUCAAGUUUACUGUUCGGCAUGCUGGCCAAUAUAAGGUUAGCGUGACAGUGGCAGAAAGGCACGUAGCCGGCAGUCCGUUCGCGGCGACCUUCGUUGCCGGCCCCCCAUGCGCACAAAGAACCCAUGUGCUACGCCACUGUAGUACAGUUGUAUGUACGGCUAACAUCGCGCAAGUUGUUUACGUGGAACCGCGAGAUGAGUAUGGGAAUGUAUGUAGGUUCGAAGCUAAAGACAACCCUCUAGAGGGUUACGCCAUAAAUAUAGCACAGUUAGGUUUACAAUCUCCGGAGUUGCCGUUGGAUGCGACAGCUGACGGCGAAAAUUGUUCGACAAACUUGGAGUAUGACUGGGAGAGUCAACGCGUGAUGGUGCAAUUGAAGUUUGUCCAUGAAGGUUGUUAUCAUGCCACGAUUUUUUACCGCGGCACCGAGUUGCAUAACGGGGAUUUUGAUAUCAUAGUUUUAAACAGUGAGUUUUUCGUCUUCUUAAACUUUGUACAAAUUGAUAUACCAGGUGAUUUAAGAAAUGGUUGCAAUCUCUUAGGUAUUGCUACACUCAGUAUAAUGUAUGUCAGAUGUGUAAAGGCGGGAACACGUUAUUGUUACGAACGUGCACUCACGAGCUAUCAGGUAUUGAUUCCACUCUAGUCCAUAAAAACGUAGCUUCAAAGAAUCACAACGUUUGUUACGAAGCCAAAUUAGUAGGUAUAAAUGGAGACAGAUUAACAAAACCAAAGAAGGUUUUGUGCUAUGUUUCCCCGAAACAACUGAUAAUCAAAGAACUAAUUUUAAAAUUCAUACCAAAGAGGCUGUUUACAUUUAGAUUAUGUCCUUCUACUAAGUUUAAUUUCCAAGGCAAAACAGUAAAGAGCACAGAAAUCAACAUGAAUUCUUUUACAGUAGAUGACGGAUGUCAACCAAAGAUAGAAUUAGUUUCUAGGGAGCGUAAUGUCAUUGCCGCUACAUUUGCUCAGUUUUUGCUUAAAAAUAUGGGAGGAUCGGAGACUUUCAAAGAUAAACAGGACUUCUUUUAUCAUGAAGUACGAAAAUUCCAUCAAAAGCACUACCAUGAGAAGUUGUCUAUGAAAGUUAAUAGGGAAAAGUUGCUGGAUUCUAGCAUGAAAGCGACCAAAAACUUUUCUGUCUCCGAUUGGUGCCGUAACUUUGAAGUUAGUUUUCAAGGAGAGCAAGGUGUGGACUGGGGCGGGCUAAGAAGAGAAUGGUUCGAGCUCAUUUGCGCUCAACUUUUCGAUGCCAAAUACGGUUUGUUCUCGAGUUUCCAUGAAGGCCAACAAUCCUUGGUGCAUCCAAAUCCGAACAGGCCUUCGCAUCUUAAAUUAAGACACUACGAAUUCGCUGGAAAAGUGGUAGGAAAAUGUCUGUACGAAAGCGCUCUGGGCGGCACCUACAGACAGUUGGUUAGAGCUAGAUUCACCAGGUCAUUUUUAGCUCAAGUUAUUGGCCUACGCGUUCAUUAUAAGUAUUUCGAGCAGGAUGACCCGGAUCUGUAUCUUUCGAAAAUCAAGUACCUCCUGGAGAACAAUAUCGACGAAAUAGAAACGGAACUAUAUUUCGUAGAGGAGCAAUACGAUUCUUCCGGCCAGCUUAACAAAACUAUCGAGCUGAUUCCGAACGGCUCGAAAAUUCGAGUUAUGAAUAGUACAAAACUGCAAUACUUGGAUGCCUUAGCACAAUAUAAAUUAGCAACAAGCAUAAAAGACGAAAUGGAGGCGUUUUUGAAAGGGCUCAACGAGUUGAUUCCCGAUAAUCUUCUUAGUAUUUUCGACGAAAACGAGUUAGAAGCGUUCCAGCUGCUGCUUUGCGGCACCGGGCAAUACAACCUGGCCGACUUCCGAGCCCAUCACAUGGUCAACGGCAACUCGGCGGAGUUCAGGAGAGUUGUCGGGUGGUUCUGGGCUGCCGUCGGUAACUUCACGCAGGAGGAGAUGGCCAGGUUGUUGCAGUUCACCACCGGAUGCUCGCAGCUACCGCCAGGUGGAUUCCGCGAGUUGACGCCAAGGUUCCAGAUCACUGCGGCGCCGACGUUCGGGAACCUGCCGACUGCGCACACCUGUUUCAAUCAGUUAUGUCUACCGGACUAUGAUUGCUAUGAACAGUUCGAGAAAUGUCUGCUUUUGGCGAUAAGUGAAGGCACCGAAGGCUUUGGUAUGGUCUAAGUCUGUGAUUAGUUGAUCUUUCAUUUUGUAUACUCAUUUCCACUUCUAAGCUUAUUUUGUACUUAACGACAUUACACUAAUUUUACCGUACGUUGUAUUUACUAUUAAAGUCUGAAUUGUUUAUAUACACCUAAUAAAGUUUUUGAGCUUGA